Acomys russatus (golden spiny mouse) is the source of this 1239-nucleotide messenger RNA. RefSeq names its product olfactory receptor 5B3-like. Gene Ontology annotation, biological process: G protein-coupled receptor signaling pathway; sensory perception of smell. NCBI's taxonomy places the organism in Eukaryota, Metazoa, Chordata, Mammalia, Rodentia, Muridae. Gene Ontology annotation, cellular component: membrane. Gene Ontology annotation, molecular function: odorant binding; G protein-coupled receptor activity; olfactory receptor activity. The transcript has 2 exons. Bases 131 to 1069 code for a protein of 312 amino acids. The record is from RefSeq and is a predicted model, not a curated record.
UGUAAAAAGGGAAAUUUGGGAAUGAGAUUUCCAGACUUCAAGACACUCAUCCACAUCUGAUGCUCUACAUGUUGCCACAAGCAUCUCUCAGAUCUCAAGAAGGGUAUCUCCUGAUUCCCAGACAACACUGAUGGAGAACAGGACAGAGGUGACAGAGUUCAUCCUUCUAGGACUCACCGAUGCUCCAGAACUGCAGGCCCCCCUCUUUGUUAUGUUCACUCUCAUCUACUUUGUCAACAUGGCUGGCAACUUGGGGAUGCUUGUGCUGAUUCUCUGGGACUCCCGACUCCACACUCCCAUGUACAUUUUUCUUGGUAACUUGUCUCUGGUGGAUGUCUUUUACUCCUCAGCUGUCACUCCAACCGUUGUUGCUGGACUUCUUGUUGGAAACCAAGCCAUUUCCUACAAUGCUUGUGCUGCUCAGAUGUUCUUAUUUGUAGUCUUUGCUACUGCAGAAAAUUUUCUCUUGGCUGCAAUGGCCUAUGAUCGCUAUGCAGCAGUGUGUAAGCCCCUGCAUUACACCACCACCAUGACUCCAACUACAUGCACGUGUCUGACCAUAGCCUGCUAUGCUGGCGGUUUUGUGAAUUCCUCCAUCCACACCGGGGAUACAUUCAGACUCUACUUCUGUAAGUCCAAUGUGGUCCAUCACUUUUUCUGUGAUGUCCCAGCAGUCAUGGUUCUCUCCUGCUCUGAUAGGCAUAUCAGUGAGAUGAUCCUUCUUUAUGGAGCAAGCUUUGUCAUCUGUUCUGCACUCCUUGUUAUUUUGAUAUCCUACAUAUUCAUCUUCAUCACCAUCUUCAAGAUGCGUUCAGCUGCUGGAUACCAGAAGGCCAUGUCCACCUGUGUUUCUCACUUCACUGCUGUCUCCAUUUUCUAUGGGACUCUAAUUUUCAUGUACUUACAACCCAGCUCUAACCACUCCAUGGAUACUGACAAAAUUGUGUCUGUGUUCUACACCAUGGUCAUACCCAUGCUGAACCCUGUGGUCUACAGCUUGAGAAACAAAGAGGUGAAAAGUGCAUUCAAGAAAGUUGCAGAGAGAACAAAACAUUCCCUAGGAUUUUGAGUUUAGCAUUGUAUGGUGCUCUGUAAUGAAGCUUCAUGCCUCUCAGAUCUUCUAUACAUGACUAAGUGACAUGUUAAGUAGAAGAUGUUAAGUAGAAGAAACAAUACCCUUCUAUUAUCAAAUGUUUGUUUAUUCAUUUUAGAGAAGGUACACAAUGAUGUUAAUGGAAU